CGCGGGAUCGCGCGGGGGGCGCGGGCUGAGCCUUAUCCGGGGUGUGAGGCGGUCGGAGCGGCCGCGGGGAGGAGCGUGGGCUCCGGAGAUUUCCCAAUGAGUGGACCAUGCCGAAUUCAAGUUUGGGUUGAUCCAUAGCAUGGCUGCUUCUCGAUCAACUCGUGUUACAAGAUCUACAGUGGGGUUAAACAGCUUGGAUGAAAACUUCUGUGGGAGAACCUUAAGAAAUCGCAGUAUUGCUCAUCCGGAUGAUGUUAUUCCCCAGUCACUACUAAGAUCAAGGUCACCCAAAAAAAAAAACGAACCAGGCCCAGUUCAAAAAGGAAGUGGUACAAAGAACAUUGAGGUAAAACAGCCAGCACCUCGGGAGUCUUGGGUGAGCCCAAGAAAGCGAGGGCUUUCUCUUUCUGAAAAGGAUAGUAUUGAAAAAGACAGUGUGGACAACAGUGAAAGAAAGUCGACAGGACCAUUGUCGCCAGUUCUUAAGAAAAUUAAGUGCUACUUGCGUUCUGAUGAGCCAAACAGCCCAGGGGACGAACCACCCACUGCACUUCUCAAAGAAGAGUCGGAACGAAGAAACUCUGCCUCUGACAAUGAAAUCGACACUUCCCGACCUAAACAAGCUCAUCGAUGCCUUUUACUGGAUGAUAGUAACAAAAGGGAAGUCAAAAAUGAUUUUGUAUUGGAUGAACAGUUCGAAAAAUCAAUUGACGAAGAGGUCUUUAAUCAUGAAACUGUUAAUGGCAUUGAUGAUGGAGACACAGCUGCUUCAAACUGUAAUGACUGUCAAUCAGAUGGGGCUAUUAAGCUAAAGGAUACUAUUCCACCAGGCCCAUCGAAGGAUCUAAUUGUAUCUGAAAAUGGAAGUGUAAGUUCAGUGCUGACGAACAACAUAGAGGACACACUUUUAGACCACCAUGUGCCUUGCUCAGAGGAGAGUGAAAUACAAGACCACAAACCAGUUAGAAAUUGCCUGUCUGAUGACCCUGUUACCCAGACCAAUGAUUCAACCGAUCUGCUCUCGACCGUGAGAGAUUCUGAGGAGGAGGUUGAUGUGGUGGGUGACAGUGGCUGUAAGGAACAUGCUGCUGGAGUUUCAGGUGGCAUCCUAAAUCCUGAUCAGGAACACUCUAUCUCUGCAGGACCUGACUCAGAACUGUCCUUGUCUGAGAUCGACUCGGUUGCCUCUCAUGGGGCAUGCUUGUCAGAUACUCAAGAACACAAAUUUACUUUAAGAACUUCUCCAAGGAGGCAUGUGUCUGCAAAAGACAGCCCAUCCAUAUGUGACUCACCGUGGGGGGAAAAUGGGCAUGUGGAAGAGAGUAAAAUCUCUUCAAAUGUAAACAGUGGAGUUGCCGGUACUGUUAAUGGCUCCUUAAUAAAUAGCGAGGCCAUUGUGCAUGGCGACAAAACACAGGUUUUAAAUUCUGUGAAAUGUUCUCCAGAUGAGCAGACCAGACCUUCUGCCCAGACAGAGCACCCUCCAGAGGUCAUGCCAUCUACCAAGGAGAGUGGCAGUCUGCACACUGCAGAGGAAGAAGAUGACGAUCCUGACGUGUACUACUUCGAAUCUGAUCACGUGGCUUUGAAACACAACAAAGAUUAUCAGAGAUUAUUACAGACGAUCUCCGUGCUGGAGGCACAGCGUAAUCAAGCUGUACAGGACCUGGAGAGGUUAGGCCAACACCAGCAGGAAGCACUGGCUGAUCCGAUUGGGUUUGUGGAGGCACUUCAGAAAAAGAUGAAUAUCGGAAUUCCUCUCCCCCAGAGGAUUGUGCAGUUGCCAGAGAUUGCUUGGGACCAAUAUACUACAACUCUAGGAAACUUUGAAAGAGAAUUGAGAAACCGGAAGCGUCUUUCACGAAGAAUAAAGUUAAUUUAUGAUAAAGUGGGCAUUCCUUCCAGUCCCCAAAGGACUUCAGAGAACAAAGACGGAGAGUCUGCUUCUUAUUCGACACUGCCCCAGAGUGACAGACAGGAAUGCUCGACCAGUCACCACUCGCAGAUAAGAGGCAGACUGUGUGCAGAGUCCAAACUGGGAACCUUUAAUCAGCUAUGGACCAUCGAAGAGCAGAAAAAACUGGAACAGCUUCUCUUGAAGUUUCCGCCAGAAGAGGUUGAAUCUAAACGAUGGCAAAAGAUUGCGGAUGAAUUGGGAAACAGAUCAGCCAAACAGGUUGCAAGUCGAGUGCAGAAAUAUUUCAUUAAACUGACUAAAGCUGGUAUCCCGGUACCCGGACGAACACCAAAUCUGUAUAUGUACUCCAAAAAGUCGGCCAACAAACGUCAGCAUUCACUAAACAAACACCUCUUCAGACCCUCUACCUUCAUGACGUCCCAUGAACCUCCUGUCUACAUGGAUGAAGAUGAGGACCCCAAUAGUUUCCAUAACAGAGGCCUUGAUGGAGCAGGAGAGGACGAAAUAUCGGAUGAAGAAGAUAUCGCUGAUGAGUGUCGAGAGUUUGACGAAUAUAAACAACUGCUUGAACUGAAGAAGCUGAAGAAACAAAAACUCCAUGAGAUUCAGGCGGAAAGUGGAUUCAUCCAACAUAUGGGGUUCAAAUGUGAUAAUUGUGAGACAGAACCCAUCCAAGGUAUCCGAUGGCAUUGCCAGGACUGCCCGCCGAAUAUGGCUGUGGAUUUCUGUGAUUCCUGUUCAGAUUGUUUAUUCGAAACAGAAUUGCACAAAGAGGACCAUGAGCUGCAACCCAUCUACAAGGCAGAGACAUUUCUAGACAGAGACUAUUGCAUGCCCCACGGCACCAGCUAUAACUACCUGGAUCCAAACUACUUUCCAGCAAACAGAUGACGUGACCAGGGAUAACGAACCAGAAUGGUAUUCACUCCAGAUACAUUGCGGCGGUGGCAGAGGUGUCCGUUCAGUUUCCAGUGCCAGACGCUACUGGAUUUUCUUUUUUUUGAAACACAGCUCACACCUUGAUACCUUCCUGGAAAGAACCAUCACAGUCCGGAUCACUGCGCAACAGCAGGGAACAUUCCACGUGUGGGAGAAAGUGAUCGCACUCACCAUUUCUCCUUUCACUGUGCAAUUCCAGACGGUCAGAAUAACGGCAUGACACCAGAGAGAUGUUACAGUAACUCUCUGUUCCAAAGACUUCUGAAAUGAGAUUGGUCAAAAUGUGAACUAUUUAUAGGUAAAACCCAUUUACUAGCUUGCGGUUUUGUUGUGGAAUAUUAACUUUUUUUUUUUGCACAGACAUUUUGAGAAGGUUUUAACCAAUCACAGUGUUGCAUAGAAAAACUACUGUUUAAGAAGAAGAAGAAGAAGAAAAAAAAAAGUUUCCCUACUCCCACGGGCCAUGACAAAUCUGCAUCAAUAUGAGCUGCUUUUAAUCACAUUUGAUGAAAAAAAAAUAUUUACUUACAAUGAAGCACUACAGUGGGGGCCUGUCGCUGCUUCUGUAACCAGCUCAUACUGUACGAAUGUUGAGAUUUUCACUCAGAUAUAUUUUUUAAAUGUAAUGAUCAUGUGAUGUGUACAGAAUAUGGUGAAAAAAGUGCCAGUUGUAGUUAACAGUGUAAAGUCUAAACACUCACCUUCCCUCACCCCCCCCCCUAAAACGCCCUUUUCUCUAAUCAAACAUACCUUCUGCCUCUGCAUUUUCCAGAUUCUCACAGCCGCUCAUCUAAGAGAAGCUAAACUGCCUAAUGUAGAUCAAUCCAUGGAUCUUACUGUUUGUCUUUUUGUAGUCUGCACAAAACCCAUAAAAAAAAAAGAGAUUGUAUUUUUAUUAAUAUUUAAGCAAGUGACACAGACUCUAAGCCGUGGGAGUCUUUUAUGCGGCUGGGUUUUGUUAACUCUUUGAGUGCUGGUGGACUGUGCAAUGCGUUGCACAAACAUUUGCACCCAAAACAUUAAAACUUUCUUUGCCAGAGGUACCUGAAACGUUAGACAUUUUGUAUGUUCCUAUACACCCCUCUCUGUGUAUACAAUAUGUUCUAAAAUACUGAUUUGUCAGGAGGAAAAACAUGAGAAUAAAAUUGAAUAGAUUACAACUGUUUGUACAUCAAAGCUCCGUAGUCAUUCUUUGGGGUAUCUCGGAAGCUUUGACCACUGACUCACUAAACAUUUCAGAGGUUUUCAAAUAUUUUUGUUAUGGUUGAACUAAAAAAAGAAAAGGAAAAAAAAAAUACUAAAUCCAAAAUUGACCACCAACAGACUUCUCAUCUGUACGCAAUAAAGAUUAAUUCAUACCAAA
Messenger RNA from Pelobates fuscus (common spadefoot toad), 4220 nucleotides. RefSeq names its product zinc finger ZZ-type containing 3 (gene ZZZ3). Gene Ontology annotation, molecular function: zinc ion binding. NCBI's taxonomy places the organism in Eukaryota, Metazoa, Chordata, Amphibia, Anura, Pelobatidae. Bases 140 to 2809 code for a protein of 889 amino acids. The transcript has 12 exons. The record is from RefSeq and is a predicted model, not a curated record.